This is a messenger RNA of Sphaerodactylus townsendi, 3772 nucleotides long. RefSeq names its product sodium/hydrogen exchanger 10-like. Lineage: Eukaryota; Metazoa; Chordata; Lepidosauria; Squamata; Sphaerodactylidae. The coding region runs from base 1 to 3561 and encodes 1186 amino acids. Gene Ontology annotation, biological process: proton transmembrane transport. Gene Ontology annotation, molecular function: sodium:proton antiporter activity; monoatomic ion channel activity. Gene Ontology annotation, cellular component: membrane. The record is from RefSeq and is a predicted model, not a curated record. The transcript has 27 exons.
AUGAAUCCCUUCAACGUCAGCUUUCCUUUCGUGGGCAACAGCAGUUUAGACUUUUUCAGGGCUCGAGACCACAUGAAGUCCGACUACACAGUCGUUGCUCGAGUUUACCACUACCUUCUACCAGAGUACUUGCCAUUCUUGCUGCUCCUGGUAUUUUUGGCUUGCACCACCGGAGCCUUGUUGCGAACUGUUUUGAGAGAUGCAAAAAUUCCCAUUCUUAUUAUAAUGUCUGUCAUAGGAGUUGGCCUUGGAAUAUCAUCACAUUAUAUACACAAGGCAGUUGCAGAAAUAGAUCCUAAUUUUUUUCUUCAUAUGUUUACACCAGUUAUAAUAUUUACAGCUGCAUUUGACAUGGAUUUUUAUGUAUUUCGAAAAUCAUUUUGGCAGGUGUUGGUCCUUGCAGUUCCUGGAUUUUUGAUGAAUAGUGCUCUCAUUGGUGGAUUAACUUAUAAAAUCAAUAGGUAUGGCUGGGAUUGGGAUACUAGCAUGCUAUUUGGAAUAAUACUUAGUACAACGGACCCUAUCCUUUCUGUUGUUUCUUUAAAAAACAUAGGUCUUUCAAACAUUAUAAUCAACAUGAUUACAGGAGAGUCUUUGUGUAAUGAUGCAACCACAUCAAUUCUUUUUGAUCUGUAUAGGGAUCUUGUGGAGAAUGUUCAUACAGAGAUAGCUACUGAGAUUUUUAUAAAAUUAACUCUGAAGUUUUUUGCAAGUGUCGUAUUUGGAUUUUUUUCAUCAAGAGUUGUUAUGUUUUGGCUGAAACAUGUGUUCAAUGAUGGAAUUGUUGAAGUAAUUUUAAGCUUCUCAAUGGCAUAUGUAAUUUUCUUUGUUGCUGAAUGGACUGGAAUGUCUGGAGUUGUUUCUAUUACUAUUUUGGGUCUUCUUUUAGAUUCUUUAAGCUUUAGUCCAGGAACCGACAUCUUUCUUACUAAGUUCUGGUCAAUGAUGACAUUCGUGGCUCACCUUAUGAUAUUCCUUAUUGUAGGACUUGUGAUAGCUGAAAAAACAUUUCUGUAUAUGAAUGCCCGUGUUUUAUUUUAUGUUGUGACAGCCUACCUUGCAAUGAAUCUUACAAGGGCUUUGGUUAUUUUUGCACUGAGCCCUUUUUUGAGCCGUCUUGGCUAUGGAUUUAAUUGGCGUUGGGGAGCUGUUAUUGCUUGGAGUGGAAUGAGGGGCACAUUUACUUUGAAUAUGGCUCUUGCAGUUGGUCAAGAAGAAGGUCUAGAUAAACAGCAGUGGAAAAGCACGGUAUUAUUGCAUGCCGGAACAAUAUCUUUAUUGACCUUGAUGAUUAAUUCUACCACUGUGAAAAGGAUGGUUAUGGCUUUAGGCCUCUGUGAUAUCACUCUUCCAAAACGAAUGGCUAUGAGUAAUGCUAUUCAGCGUAUCAUUCAAAUGGAGACACACAGCUUUUCAUUGCUGAAACUUGACAGAUAUUUGGCUGAUGCAAAUUGGGCAAUGGCUGAAGAAACCAUUAGAAUUGAUUACCCUUAUAAAGUGAGUAUCAUCAUAUUAUUUAAGAUGAAGGUCUUUCAAUGUCCAGACUGUGAACGUCAUGUUUCAUUUCAGAGGAGUCCUCAACAACAUGGCGACUUAAUGGAAGAAGCCAGGUUGCGUCUCUUAAAUGCUCAAAUAGCAACUUAUCAGAAGCAGUACAACACUGGGAUUCUUAACCAAGAAGCUGCCCACACACUGAUCGGUGCAGCAGAAAACUAUAUUGAUAUCCAAGGAAAGUUUAUGAAUAUCCAAGAAGUAAAGACAUACUGGGAAAGCAAAGGAUUACUAGUAACAAUUAAAAACUGGCUUCUGGAUUGGUCUUAUAAUGUAAAAGAGGAAAAAUUUAGGCCAUCAAGAAAUAAGAUUCUAAGGAUGUCCCAUUAUGCAGUAUUCAUGGAUGAAUUCGAAGAUACAGCUGCUGUCAUAACGUUACUGAACAUCUGCCCUAUUAUUUUUCAUUUUAUACCAGGAAUUAAGACAGAAUUUCAUGAACAACUAAAACUAUGCAACUACUAUUUUUUGAGUUUGUAUAUAAUCGAAGCAGUAAUGAAGGCUUUAGCAAUGGGGUGGGCAUACCUCUAUCAUCACUGGAACCAGUUUGAACUUUUAAUAGUAAUAGUGGGAAUUAUAGAUGUCAUCAUUAUGAAUGUCCUUAAGCGAAUUCAACCAGAAUAUUAUGUGAUAAAAACCAUCAGUGUAUUUCGAAUUUUUCGUCUUCUAAGAAUUCUGCGACUCUUGAAGGUUGUGAUACCAAAAGUUAUUACCUUACUGGAUAAACAAAUAAACAAGCAGCUCACUUUUCGUUAUGAUAUUGCCAAAGGAUAUGUUCAAGGUGAAGAAAAUAUAAGUUGUUUAAUUGAGCAGAUAGCUGGCAAUGAAAGAGUUUAUAGGGAUUUAAAAACAAUAUAUGAUAAGAACAAACAAGGAGCCAUGAAGGAAUUAGGACUAAUUCAGCAUGAGUAUCCAGAAAUUGUUACUGCUGUGAAAACUAAACAAGCGGUCCAAACAGUGCUAAACACAGCUUUUGAAACUCUUAAAUUCAUGGUUUCUGGAGGAAUUGUUAAUGAACAUGAAGGGAGAGAACUGCAUCAGAUACUCCUAUUAAAAGAAAAACAGCUUGCAAUGCUUCCGCCUAUGAUUGCACCACCUACUGCAGAGGAACUUCUAUACAAUAUCGUAUGGUUACAGAAUGACAGAGACCGCAUAGACUUUAUUAAGAAAAAAGCAAAAAUUAUAUGUUUUGACUAUGGGGAUAUCAUAUGUGAAGAAGGUGAACUUCCACGUGGCAUUCAUUUAAUUACAUCUGGGAUGACAAAGCUGCAUGGAUCUGCUCCUCGUUAUGGAGUUGAGAAAGAAUUGUAUGAACAAAGACAUCCAACAAGUCUUCCCUAUACAGAUUAUUUGGUUACUGGAGCUAUAAUAGGAGAGCUGAAUUGCUUAACUAAGCAAGAAAUGGAGUUUACGGUUACAUGUGAAACUGCUGUACAGACAUGUUUUAUCUCUAUAGAGGAUUUGUUUGAAGCUUUUGAUAAGUAUUUGGAAUAUCCAUCUUUAGAAUAUAAAAUAUGGCUGAAACUUUCUCUGGAUGUUGCUCUCAAAACUUUCAAGGAAAACCUUCCUUAUGAAGACUGGUCAUAUAAAAUGUGUGGGCAGCUUUCCAACGUGUAUGUGCUGGAUGUACCCAAUCAUACCAAACAUGACAUUUAUGAUGGGACCAUGCAAUAUGUGAUUCUUGUUCAUGGAACUGUACAAGACUGCCAGCUCCUACAGCUUUUUUGUGCACCAUGCAUUUUACCUAAAACCUGCCACCAGGUACAAGGUACUGCAGCAGCAUCAAAGCUAUUUGUUGUACGGGCCAUAGAGCCUAUGAGGAGGAAGGAUGGCAGAAAAUUAAGCAGCAUUUGCCAAAUUCAUGCAGGUCCUUCAAGACAUGGAUUAUGCAUAUCUGGACUCAGUGAAACACAGCAGGUCAUCAGAGUGAUGACACACAAACACCACGUUCCAGGACCACAGUCAAGACAGGGAACACGGAAUGUGGAUGUAAGGCAUAAAUACAUGUGUUAGCUCCCUGGUGAAACAAAUUCUAUUUUGUUGUUAAUUUUUAUGGUGAAUAUUUUAGAUUAAACAUUUUACAUGUUUUAAAGGUUUUUCUUCAGAACAAAUUUGCUGGUUAAAAAGUAACAGUUUAGAUGUAAAUUGAUGAUUCAACCUAUCCUAAUUGGUGAGAGUUUUGAAAUACUGUUAAUGUUGUUUUAAUUGAUGCAAUAAAAUUGAA